Molecule: messenger RNA, 1021 nt
Organism: Dromiciops gliroides (monito del monte)
Lineage: Eukaryota; Metazoa; Chordata; Mammalia; Microbiotheria; Microbiotheriidae
Gene: IL22
Product: interleukin 22
Exons: 8
Coding region: 1-966 (321 amino acids)
Cellular component (GO): extracellular region
Source: RefSeq, a predicted model, not a curated record
AUGGGGAGCCGCUGGAGUUGCCAAAAAGCGGGGGAUACCUGUCACCGGGGCACCAAGUCCUGUGGAGUCCAAACCAAGCAGAGCUGCCGAUGGGGAGUUGACAGCUGGAAAGUCCAGAUCCCGGCCUUCUAUCACGGAAAGCAUUGGGAGGGGGUGAGUGCUUCACAGGCAGAGAGAGGAGGGAGCCUGAGGGAGCUGGGACAGCAUUGCCUAUCCCAAGGGGAGUCAAUCCGCACAGUGAAGAGAUUGGGUGGGUCAUCAUAUCCCAGGAAUCCAAAUCUGGCAGAGCUGCAGAUGGAAAGUGGACAGUUAGCCAUCGAGCAAAGAGAGCCUGGGGUAGUGGGCUCACUUUCAGGCACAGGCUGCAUGAUUGCUUCUCAGUUAUAUUGUAGAGAGGAUUCCUAUGUGGAGAUCUACCACCUGAUUAUAAUGGAAACCCAGCAGAAUUUGGUGAGCUUCUUUCCCAUGAAGACCUGGGCUCUGUGCUUCCUUCUCAUGAUCUUCUUGGCCCAGGGAGGAAAAGGGGCUGUUGUCAGACCAUCCUGCAAACUCGAAAAGUCCCUCUUUCAGCAGCGGUUCAUUACCCAACAAAUCAUCUUGCUUGCCAGAGAGGGCAGUUUGUUGGAUAAUGAUACCAGCACUCGAUUCUUAGAGCGUUCCCUAUUCAGCGAUGUGGAAGACAAAGAUCGCUGUUACUUGAUGAAGGGGAUUCUGAGCUUCACUGUGAGGGAUGUGUUGAUGAGUUACCAGGAAAAAUUCCCUCCAUACAUGCAAGAUGUGUUGGCCUUCCUGAAUGGUCUGAAAAGCAAGCUGAACAAAUGUACUAUGAAGGGUGAUGAUAGCCAUAUCCAGAAAAAAAUUGAUAGCAUGAAGAGCCAACUAAAACAGAUGGGAAAGGAUGGAGAGAUAAAAGUAAUUGGUGAGGUGGAUUUGCUGUUCACGUUCCUAGGAAAAUACUGUGUUUAACACUCUCGACAAAAUAGGAAGGAAAAAGGAAAUCCAAGGCUUUGGAAGAUCAAAU